Molecule: messenger RNA, 3067 nt
Organism: Dovyalis caffra
Lineage: Eukaryota; Viridiplantae; Streptophyta; Magnoliopsida; Malpighiales; Salicaceae
Source: the annotation of a GenBank genome assembly
ACAACAAAGCAUUAAAGCGUUAAAGACAAGAACCAAAAAUCAGAAAGCCAACAACUUUUGCACCAAAUCCCAAAACAGCAACAUAGUCAAUGAAAUCACAGCAUUUCUCCAACAAAAAAACUGGGAAUCUUUAUUACGUUUAGUAUCACAUAAGCUAAGCCCAGAUAUUGUUCACUCAGUUAUUACAAAACAGGUAAAUGAUCCUAAACGUUUGUUAGAUUUCUUCUACUGGUUUCAGUCUCAAAUGGGUUUCUCUCAAAAUUUACAAUCCUUUUCAAUGCUUGCAUUGAUUUUAUGCAAUUCAGGGCUUUUUUCUAGGGCUGAUAGUGUUGUAAGUCAAAUGAUAAUGAUGUCUAGUAGUGGAUAUUUAGAGAUUUUGGAUUCAUUUAUUAAGUCUUAUAAAGAGUUUGAUUGGAAUAAUGGUAGUAAUAAUAAUUGUGGGGUGGUUUUUGAGUUGUUGAUUGAUGGGUAUAAAAAGGAAGGGCUUUUUGACGAGGCUGUUAGUGUUUUUUUGGGUGCUAAAAGGAAUGGUUUUGUUGCUGGCUUGUUGUGUUGUAAUGGGUUGUUGAGUGAUUUGUUGAAAGCUAAUAGAUUGGAUUUGUUUUGGAGAGUUUAUAAUGGGAUUUUAGAGGCUGAUGUGGUGCAUGAUGUCUAUACUUAUACUCAUUUAAUCAAUGCACAUUUUAGAGCAGGGAAUGUCAAGGAGGGCAAACAUCUGCUUUUCGAAAUGGAAGAGAAGGGUUGUAGUCCUAGUUUGGUUACUUACAAUGUGGUGAUUGGUGGGUUGUGUAGGGUUGGGAACGUUGAUGAAGCGUUUGGGUUGAAGAAGUUGAUGGUUGAUAAGGGUUUGGUUGCAGAUGUUUUUACUUAUAGUAUACUUAUUGAUGGGUUUUGUAAACAGAAGAGAUGUAGUGAGGCAAAACUGAUGUUGGAAGAGAUGUUUAGCAAGGGUUUAAAACCUGACCACGUUGCUUAUACUGCUUUGAUUGAUGGGUUCAUGAGACAAGGUGACAGUGGAGAAGCAUUUCGGGUUAAGGAGGAGAUGCUUGCUCAAGGAGUUAAAUUGAAUCUUUUUACGUAUAAUGCUCUCGUUAAAGGGGUGUGUAAGUUUGGUGAUAUGGAGAAGGCAAAUGCGCUUUUGAAUGAAAUGAUUAUGGUGGGGAUAAAACCUGAUACCCAGACUUAUAAUAAUAUGAUUGAGGGAUAUUUGAAGGAACAUAAUACAGCACAGGUUAACGAGUUAUUGGCUGAGAUGAAGAAGAGGAACUUGGUGUCCACUGCAUACACUUUUGGCAUUAUAAUCAAUGGUCUAUGUCGUCAUGGAGCUAUUGAAGAUGCCAGUAGAGUAUUUGAGAGCAUGGUUUCUCAGGGCGUGAAACCAAAUGCUGUAAUCUACACAACUUUAUUAAAAGGUCAUGUUCAGGAAGGCAGAUUACAAGAGGCAGUGAGGAUUUUAAAGGUAAUGGGAAGUAAAGGGGUUCAACCUGAUGUAUUCUGCUAUAAUUACAUUAUCAUUGGCCUCUGCAAGGCCAAAAGAAUGGAAGAAGCAAAGGAUUAUCUGGUUGAAAUGAUAGAGAGGGGACUUAAGCCAAAUGUGUAUACUUAUGGGGCUUUAAUACAUGGAUAUUGCAAGUCAGGGGAAAUGCAAGUAGCUGACAGGCACUUCAAGGAGAUGCUAGGUUGUGGUAUAGCACCAAAUGAUGUUGUUUGCACAGCUCUGAUCGACGGGCAUUGUAAGGAGGGUAGCACUAUGAAAGCCACUUCAAUUUUUAGAUAUAUGCUUGGACAGGCAGUGCAACCAGAUGUGCGGACUUACAGUGCCCUCAUCCACGGUCUCUCAAGGAAUGGGAAACUUCGAGAAGCAAUGGAGCUGCUAUCCGAAUUUCUCGAAAAGGGUUUGGUGCCUGAUGUCUUUACUUACAACUCUAUCAUUUCUGGCUUUUGCAAGCAAGGUGGUAUAGGGGAGGCGUUUCAACUUCACGAAGACAUGUGCCAAAAGGGCAUCAGUCCUAACAUCACCACUUACAAUACUUUGAUCAAUGGGCUAUGCAAGGCAGGUGAGAUUCAAAAAGCCAGGGAACUGUUUGAUGGAAUUCCAGGAAAGCGUUUGGCGCAUAAUGGUGUGACCUAUGCGACUAUCAUAGAUGGAUAUUGCAAAUCUGGAAAUCUAAGCGAAGCAUUUCAGUUAUUUGAUGAGAUGACAUCGAAGGGAGUUCCACCUGAUAGCUUUGUCUAUAGUGCCCUCAUUGACGGAUGUCGCAAAGAAGGAAAUACUGAAAAGGCCCUCUCCCUAUUCUUAGAAACAGUGCAGAAGGGCUUUGCUUCCACUUAUUCUUUCAAUGCUUUGAUCGAUGGAUUCUGCAAGUCUGGGAAGGUGAUUGAAGCUAAUCAGUUAUUGGAAGACAUGGUUGAUAAGCACAUCAAACCAGAUCAUGUGACCUACACAACUCUGAUUGAUUAUCAUUGCAAGACAGGGCUGAUAAAGGAAGCAGAGCAAUUCUUUGUAGAUAUGCAAAAGAGGAAUCUGAUGCCAAAUACUUUAACUUACACAGCUCUUUUAUGUGGUUACGACAGAGUGGGGCGCAGAUCUGAAAUGUUUGCUCUUUUUGAUGAAAUGGUUGCAAGAGGUAUUGAGCCUGAUGAUGUUACCUGGAGCGUGAUGAUUGAUGCUCAUUUCAAAGAAGGUGACUAUGUGAAAACUUUGAAGCUGGUGGAUGACACGUUCAAGGGUGGUAAUGUGAGCAAAAAUGUGUGUAGUUUGCUAAUUGAUGCAUUGUGCAGAAAGGAACCUGUUUCUGAGGUGCUGAAAGGACUUGAGGAAAUUGAAGAGCAAGGGUUAAAUCUCAGUCCUGCUACUUGCAGCACCCUAGUAUGCUGUUUACACAAAGCAGGCAAAAUGGACAGUGCAGGCAGGGUCUUAGAGAGCAUGGUUAGAUUCAAAUGGGUUCCAGACUCCACUGAGUUAAAUGACUUAAUCAAUGAAGACGGAGACAGUACAAACUCUGAGAAUGCUGGUGAUUUCUUAAAGCAAACGGCAUGGGAAGUUGCUUACCAGGUGCGGGCCUGA